This is a messenger RNA of Nylanderia fulva, 4363 nucleotides long. RefSeq names its product chordin short gastrulation (gene sog). NCBI's taxonomy places the organism in Eukaryota, Metazoa, Arthropoda, Insecta, Hymenoptera, Formicidae. Gene Ontology annotation, molecular function: BMP binding. Gene Ontology annotation, biological process: dorsal/ventral pattern formation; negative regulation of BMP signaling pathway; multicellular organism development. The record is from RefSeq and is a predicted model, not a curated record.
GUUUUUUUAGACACUCGGUCGAAACUGAAUUAAAAUGAGAGUACAUUUGUUUGAGUAAAGAGAUUUAGUUUGCACCGCAAAAUAUAUGCGUACACAAAUAUUUAUCGAAUCGCGCGAUAAUCACAUCCUCGUUUAUAUUCCGCUUUGUGUUUUCUGUGAUAAAAUGCGACGUACAUAUGAAACUCUCUAUUGCAAGUUUGUAUUUUUCUUUGUCCACAUUUCUACAUGCAUAAAUGACUGCGCGAUGACUUUUCAGAGGUGUACGUGUUCGAUGGCGGCUAUUUGACGGGAAAAAUGGUUGAAAAAUGUCUUACGAUGGAGCGCAAAGAUGGAUGAAAAUGUGAGAGACGGAAGAAAAUGAGAGAGAAAGAUGCCGCGCUGUUAUGUUCGGCUCGUGAGCGCGGCGUCUAUUUUUAGACUUCGGAAGAAUGACAGUCCCCCUCUUCAGCGUACAUGAGGAGCUAUUGAUAGGUCGCGAUCUUGGUUGUAGAAGAAGCAGACGCGUCGCGUGAAUCACACGUCGUUACGAGAAGUCAUGUCUCCUCACUUAAAGUCAUCGCAGUAAUGUUGCGGUUCGUCGAACGCGACGCUUAUCCUUUCCGUAAUAAAGUUUCCGAGACGAAAAAAGAGUCACGCAUCCUUGAUGCACUCAAUCUAGAGAAGAGCAAUGUUAAUUACCUCGCCAAACACAGAUUGUUUCAUGCGAUAUAUAUUAGUACACGAGAUGUGCAAAAGAAACGGCGGAUCAUCGCGAGAGUCCAAUGUCGCAACAUAAAGAACGAAUGUCCCAAACUCACGUGCGACGAACCAAUUCUAUUGCCGGGUCGUUGCUGCAAAUCCUGUCCCGGUGAUAUGAAUAUAGACAUAGCGCAAGAUUUGCCGGCGCAGUUGACUUUGGAGGAGGAAGAACGAAGCUUGAAACAUUUCGGCACCCUGUUAACGGGCAGAACGUCGCAAUCUCUGCGUCGCGACAAUUCGAAUCCAACGGCGUACAACGGCGCGUACAACUAUCUAGCAACCGGUCGCUUCAGCUUCCACCGCAAAAAUCUCUACUACUCGUUCUAUCUGUCCGCAUCGACGCCUCGGCCGCGCAACAUACAGUUCGUCGAUGGAUUCGGCAGCAUCCUCGAAGAACAGGCGAUCGAUCCGAUCGGUGGCGCCUACCAAAACGCCACCGGCAAGCUUUGCGGCGUCUGGAGGCGGGUGCCGCGCGACUAUCGUAAAUUACUGCGCGAGGAACGUCUGCACGUCUCCUUCAUCUGGGAACCCUCGUCGAGUCUGACCGGUCAGGUGUCUCGAUACCGCGCGUUGUCGAGCGAGCAGUUCUCCUCGCUGCUAGAACCGACGAUGGGCGUCGAUCGAUCGUUGAUGUCGGGUGCAGGCGCGACGGCGAUCGUCGCCACCUCAUCCGCCUCGACCCCCUCGAUCCACGUGUCGCUCGUCUUCAACGGUCUCUUCCUGCCGAACGACGUGGCCGACGUUCCGCUGAUCGUUAAGCUGGAACAUCAGGAGAAGGAUUACGUGGUCCUUACCGAGGAGAUAGUGGUGAAGAAGCCGUCCAACGAACUGAAUUUCGGUGAGAUUCGCAGCGCGCUCUCCGGCACCGAUCUCCGUUUGUUGACCCGUGGCAAGUUGUCGAUCAGUAUAAUGUCUCGCAAAGAUCCGCAGGCUCUUCGUCUAGUUGGCACGGUUGGUCCGCGCGCGACUUGCGAUAUAUAUCAGACCCUCCUGUUGUCGGAGACGCCGUCCGUGGCGUCCGGAUUGGUCUGGGCCUUCCUGGAUCGUAUCGGAGCGCUACGUUACGGAGUUCAGUUGAUAGGACUCGAGGAGGAGAGUCCCUUGGUAACGUUGGUGGACGAGGGUGGGAAACGAAGAACGGAACUCGAGGAUCUGACGCCCUCGUUGAUCAACGGUCUCGCGAACGGUUCCUUGGAACGGCCCGGACCGAGACUCCUACAACCGCUCUUCAACGAGGACCUCUCCGUAGUCGCUGCGAGUCACCUCGGCUCCGUGUUGCGCGGCAGACUCUUGGAAAGACCCGUGGCAGACGCUAGAGACACCGCUGCGCCCAUAUUGCUGCGCCGAUCGACCAAAGAACCGAUAUAUCCCGGACCGGUCGGUUUGAUAUGGAUCGCGAUAGAUCUGGAUUGUUCCCUGCAUUACGAGUUGGAGCUCGCUGGGUUUCCCGCCUCUUCUCAAGAACCACGGACCUUCCGUUUGUAUCUGGAAACGAUGCCUCUGUUGGCGCAAGGUGCUCCCGUUGCCAGGAGACUUCUCGAAGAAUUUACAGGAUACUCUUUGGAGGGUUCCGUCACCGGACUGUCAUCGAUGGAGCUCUACAGAAUCGAAUCGGGCAUUGGUUUUCUCGAGGUGACGGAUAAACAGGUUACUCACGUCUUAAAGGCUCCCUUCAAAGCUAGGGCGCCGUUUAGCUGUUUGCCGCAUUACGCCGACAAUGACAUCGCCUCCGUGAUGUACCUGCCCGGUGCCGGUAGGUUGGAGGAUUUCGAGGCCGGCGCGUGCUUUCACGAGACCAGAUUCUACGAGGAAGGCACGCAAUGGACGUCGAGCUCGGAUCCCUGUUCGAUGUGUCAUUGCUAUCGCGGCUUGGCGCGAUGCGACACGAUGCCCUGUCCGAUAGUCCCUUGCGCGACCGUGGAACAGCCACCGAUGCCUGGUCAAUGCUGCCCGACGUGCGCUGCAUUGGUGACUGUCGAACCAAACACGACAAUCAAGAAUAAUAUCACGAGAGGUUGCACAUUGGCCGGACAAUAUCAUCUCGCAGGAUCGUCCUGGCAUCCGUAUUUACCACCAGUAGGAUUCGAUAUUUGUGCCAUUUGUGUUUGUGACGCUGUCACGCUGGAGGUGAAAUGCCCGCGGGUGCAGUGUCCGCCGCUCGAGUGCGACGAGAAGAUCGCCUUCAGGCCGGACAAGAAGGCCUGUUGCAGGCAGUGCCCGGUAACGACGCCUCGUAGCAACACGACUACCACUGCUUUAAUCGACGUCGCACACCUACCGAGGGAUCAGGCUUUACCUUCGACGCGACGUACCAUGGAAGAGAUACUCUCUUCCGGUGGCUGCAAAUAUCCGCUCGGUGGACCCUACGAGAACGGCAUGGAAUGGCAUCCCCGAGUGCACUCCCACGGUGAGAUGAAGUGCGUCAAGUGUCGUUGCAAAAACGGCGAGGUCAGGUGCGACAGAAAGCGCUGUCCACGAUCACUCUGUAAUUCGAUCGCAUAUCAGAUGAAGCGUGGCGAAUAUGUGGCGGACGCCGAUGACUGUUGCACGGCCCAAUGUCGCCGCGCGAGACGUCAUCACCGCAACAACCAUCAUCCGGCACCGCGGCACUCGGUGACGCCUCGCGAGCUGAGCUGAGCCUGAUCCUCUCUUGCGAAAAAUCUGCUCCGGUCUAUGAAGAACCUUGCCAUGUGUCGUGCCAUCAUCGUCGGAUUCGGCUGAUGAUAAAACCAGUCGUCGAUCGUUCGUUCGUUACGACCGCGUGUGCCGCUGUCGCUACUCAUCAAGCGCGGAUCACGAGCGAUCGAGAGCCUUCGAAGCAAAAUGGAAUCAAACAACUUUUAUACAUGCGCAUAUAUAUAUAUAUAUAUAUAUAUAUAUAUAUAUAUUAAGAGAUAUGUUGUGAGAACUGGAUUCUACAAAUCUGUAUCCUCGAGAUGAGCAGAGAGCUUAGGAGUGACAAUGAGAAAAAAUCGGCGAACGAAUUCAAUCCGUCGAGAAUAUUUAUAACUCUUGCAUUCGACUGGGCGAAAACCGGCGCGCGAAUCUCGUUGCGGAAUUUCGUAUAGUGCUCGACGAGACAAGAAUAAUUGAUCGAUGAUGGCGCAUUCGCAUUGCUCAAAAUUUGUUGUCGGUGGUAAAAUCAGCGAACGCCUGGACAACAAAUAACACUCGUACUUUUUCGCAGAAAGUUAAGAAAACGCUAGCGCAAGAAGAAAAAGGACGCGAUAUCGGAUACUAUUCUUAUCUGCGACGCCCGUCCACUCGGUCGUUUGCUCUAAACUCUAGACUCUAGAGUCUGGAGUCUCCAGCGCUCGCAGCCAAACGCUUAUUAAUCAAUUGAUCCUCAUCAACGAGUAAAGUGGAACGAGAGCGCCCGUCUCUUCGUAAAGAGGGAGACAUUACGAUAAACGUUAAGAGUUAUACAAAAAUGAGGGAUGGAAAUUCGUAUAGGAACGAGUUUUUCAUCACAACGUUAUUGCAAUACCCUACCCAUUAAUCUCUCUUCGAGAGUUACCCAACAACCAAAGAAGACUGAAAAACCUCCGAUGGCGGCAUCAGUUAUCACGCAAUUGCUAAUAUUUACUAAUAAUUACAACUUAUUAUUAUUAUUAUUAUUAUUAUU